AUGGCAAUUAGUUCAUCAAGGAUUCAACUACUACUACCUUUGGUGGUUGGCUAUGCAAUAAACCUGGCCAUAAGCCAUGGCCAAAUUUGUGUGGCAGAAUUAGAAGAAGAGUAUGUUCCAUUAUUCAUAUUUGGUGAUUCAUUGUUUGAUGUUGGGAACAACAACUACAUUAAUACCACAACAGACAUGCAGGCUAAUUUCUGGCCUUAUGGCCUCACUUCCUUUAAGUACCCCUCUGGAAGAGUUUCUGAUGGACGCUUGAUCCCAGAUUUCAUUGCUGAAUAUGCAAACAUGGAGUUUAUUCCACCAUAUUUACAAAUUGGUAACCAUCAAUAUAGUAAAGGAGCAAAUUUUGCAUCAGCUGGAGCUGGUGCUCUUGUUGAAACCAAUCAAGGCUUGGUGAUUGACCUCAGUAGCCAACUCAAAUACUUCAUUGAAGUUGAAACAUUGCUGAAGCAGAAAUUGGGAGAUGAAGAAGCUAGGACAUUAUUGAUAUCUAAAGCUAUCUACUUGUUUAGUAUAGGGACCAAUGAUUAUCUUGUUCCUUUCAUUCCAAAUAUUUAUUCAAGCAUUUUACAGAAGUACCCUCCACAAGUCUAUGUGGAUAUGGUUCUAGGCAACUUGACUAUUGUCAUCAAAGAAAUAUAUAAGAAAGGUGGGAGAAAAUUUGGAUUUCUAAAUCUUUUUCCAUUAGGGUGUUUACCCGUAGCAAAAGCACUUAAUCUAAAAAUCAAUAAAGAUGGCUGUGUUGAAGAGAUUAUGGAAAUUACUCAGCUACACAAUGUUGCACUUAAGGAACUCCUUCAAAAGCUAGAAACUCAGCUACAAGGAUUCAAGUAUUCAUAUAUUGAUUUCCACACUGCCAUUAGUGAAAGGAUAAAAGAUCCUUCAAAAUAUGGAUUCAAGGAAAGCAAGAUAGGAUGUUGUGGUGGUGGUCCUUAUAGGGGAUUUCAAAGCUGUGGAGGGAAAAGAAGUGUGAAAGAGUAUGAAUUAUGUGAGAAUGUUGAAGAAUACUUGAUCUUUGAUGCUGCUCAUCCAACAGAGAAAGCUUAUCAUCAAAUUGCUGAGCAAAUGUGGAAUGGAGAUCACAACUUUGCAGGACCUUACAAUCUCAGAGAGCUUCAUCAAACUUGA
Messenger RNA from Arachis stenosperma, 1134 nucleotides. RefSeq names its product GDSL esterase/lipase 1-like. Lineage: Eukaryota; Viridiplantae; Streptophyta; Magnoliopsida; Fabales; Fabaceae. Gene Ontology annotation, molecular function: hydrolase activity, acting on ester bonds. The record is from RefSeq and is a predicted model, not a curated record. Bases 1 to 1134 code for a protein of 377 amino acids. The transcript has 5 exons.